Molecule: messenger RNA, 1321 nt
Organism: Oryza sativa Japonica Group (Japanese rice)
Lineage: Eukaryota; Viridiplantae; Streptophyta; Magnoliopsida; Poales; Poaceae
Biological process (GO): fatty acid metabolic process
Molecular function (GO): oxidoreductase activity, acting on the CH-OH group of donors, NAD or NADP as acceptor; NAD+ binding
Source: RefSeq, a predicted model, not a curated record
UGGUGAGAGUGGUACCGGUGCAGUCCCAAGUUGCCGUAGAGUAACACACCAGUACACCACGAAACGCGCAGAUAAACCCAAGAACGAUUAGGACACACGAAACCAUGGCGACGCAAGCGACGGCGAGAGAAAUUGCGGUGGUGGGAGUGAUCGGCGCGGGGCAGAUGGGCUCGGGCAUCGCCCAGCUCGCCGCCGCCGCCGGCUGCGGCGUCCUCCUCCUCGACUCCGACACCGCCGCCCUCUCCCGCGCCGUCGACUCCAUCUCCUCCUCCCUCCGCCGCCUCGUCGCCAAGGGCCAGCUUUCUCAGGCCUCCUGUGAGCAUUCCAUCGAGCAGAUUAAGUGCGUCUCCAGUGUGCAAGAGCUUAGGGAUGCGGAUCUUGUGAUUGAGGCUAUCGUGGAGUCAGAAGACAUAAAAAAGAAGCUGUUUGUUGAGCUGGAUAAGAUCACUAAACCUUCUGCUAUUCUUGCCUCCAAUACUAGCUCAAUCUCUAUAACCCGAUUGGCUUCAGCCACUAAUCGCCCCUGUCAGGUGAUUGGUAUGCACUUUUUUAACCCUCCUCCGAUAAUGAAAUUGAUUGAAAUCAUACGUGGGGCUGAUACAUCAGAAGAGGUUUUCACUAAAGUCAAAUCUUUUUCUGAAAGGCUUGGGAAGACGGUAAUAUGCUCACAAGACUACCCUGGUUUCAUCGUGAACCGCAUCCUCAUGCCAAUGAUCAACGAGGCGUUCUGGGCACUUUACACUGGAGUAGCGACUAAAGAGGACAUUGAUACGGGGAUGAAGCUAGGCACGAAUCAUCCCAUGGGACCUCUGCAGCUUGCUGAUUUCAUUGGUUUAGAUGUCUGCCUUUCAGUGCUUCGGGUACUUCAUAAUGGCCUAGGAGAUAGCAAAUACAGCCCUUGCCCUCUUCUCGUUCAAUAUGUUGAUGCUGGCCGACUUGGGAAGAAGCGUGGACAAGGCGUAUACUCGUAUAGGACAAGGUCUUCAUCCAUUAAACCGAGGUCAUCUCUGUGAAAAUCGAUGUGCCUGCUGAGCAGAGAAAAGAAUGCUCUUUAUGGACUUUGUGUAUCAAUGUGAAAAAAUAAGAAAUGUGCAGUUUACAGGUCCAACAUAAACACCUACAAGUUACGCCUUUGCAAGUUGCAACAACAGGAUACUGCAGGCCAUGUUUGGGCUAUGUAAACAAAGUACUCGGGAAAAAUGGCGGCCGUGUGAUGUAAGCUAAUAUGAAAUGUAUAGAUACUGAGCAGAUCAUGCCUUAGGACUUCUGUAAUCUCCUAUGCAGAACUUCUCGCACGGUUUGCAUUUUCAGUCAGCACAUA